This is a messenger RNA of Trichomycterus rosablanca, 1658 nucleotides long. RefSeq names its product interleukin 13 receptor, alpha 2 (gene il13ra2). Gene Ontology annotation, cellular component: external side of plasma membrane. Lineage: Eukaryota; Metazoa; Chordata; Actinopteri; Siluriformes; Trichomycteridae. The record is from RefSeq and is a predicted model, not a curated record. The transcript is spliced from 9 exons. Bases 1 to 1224 code for a protein of 407 amino acids. Gene Ontology annotation, molecular function: cytokine receptor activity; protein binding. Gene Ontology annotation, biological process: cytokine-mediated signaling pathway.
AUGACACUGCAUGGAACGUCGGUAUGGAUGUGUGUCGUCGUCUCCGUUUCGCUGAUCCAGCACAGAUCACACGCCACCACUGUAGCCGGCCUGUCAGUUGACCCUCCAGAAAACAUAAAGAUCACGGACCCCGGCCAUCUGGGCCAGCUGAAUAUCGAGUGGAACAGGCCGAGCAGCUUAGAGAACCUCACAGACUGUACGAUCCGCUACCAGCUCCGUUACUUUGACACGUACACGAAGAGAUGGAAGAGUGUCCGGACGCUCAGGCUCUUCUACACAGCCCAGUUUGACCUGGAGAAACCUGUCCAGGUGAGGAUGCUCACCUUGCUGAAAGGGGCGUGCACCAGUGGAACAGAGAUUCUGGGAGAUGAGGUGGAGGUUGUAAACACACCUGAACAUUCAGGUGUACCUGGCUCGAGAAUUAAGGACUUUGGAUGUGUUUAUUUUAAUAAGGAGUACAUGGAGUGUACAUGGGAGUCUGGAUCUGCUGAGGCUUCUGACUCAAAGCACUACCUCUAUUACUGGCACAGGGAAAUGCGGGGAACAGAAGAAUGUCCAGAGUACAUCCCAUCUCCCGAGAUUAGACGAGGCUGCAGAUUUCCAUCGGAGUCUUUGCUGGAGUUCUCAGACUUUAAUAUCUGUGUGAAUGGCUCAUCUGUGGCAGGAGCACUGAAGCCAGCUUUCUACUCUCUGGCGGUCCAAAACCAUGUCAAACCUGCACCAGUGUCUGAUCUUCAAGUCUUCCUUAAUGACACCAUGUUGCGGGCAGAGUGGGAACCACCCGCAGGUCCCGUGCCGGAUCAGUGUCUGGAAUAUCAGUUUGAAAGGGCCACAGUGAGCCAAGAUGGCAGCAAGCAACAGCAGACGUCUCUAACCGAGGAGACAAUUUUGAAGUUCCAUCAGGAACCUGAGAAUACUAGGAACUGCAUCCGGGUCAGAUCCAAAGUGAACGCUUAUUGUGCCGAUACAGGAUUCUGGAGCGAAUGGAGUCGAUCAAUGUGCGAUUCAGAGACUGGCCCAAAAAUGACUGAUUACAAGCCACUUUGGAAUGGUCUGCCACUGAUUCUGGCCUGCGGUGUGAUUGUGGUCUUCAUCUUCUGCCUGACACUGUGGAUAUUCAGUAAAAUGUGGAGGAACAGAAAGGAACAGAAGCAUGUACCUGUCACCCUGUACCAGGAGAAAGUCCAGAAGGUAUUCCCUUCAAUAUUCAGCCCUGUGAUCUAACACCUGUAUUCCUGUACAGUUGCACACAGACUGAAUGCUGUUACUUUUGGCUCUUCAUCAGUUCCAACCUCAUCUGUUUACAAAAUUGAACAAUUCCAGUCUGAAUACUGUUUAGCUGUAGAUGCACUACGGAAUGUUGUAGAAAUGUUGCACCUUCUAUUACAGAGACUGUCGUGGAUCUCUGUGUUAUACUAAAUGUCUUUGGCAGCAUAGCACUACCAAACAGUGUUUUUCUUCAGAAUGUAUCUUGUGUUUUUUUUUUUUUAAUUAAAAAUACUGAAAUACUGUACUGCUUUACUUAAGGUUACUCAUUACAUGCCAGAAUUCUUGCCAAAAAUUGCAGAUUUGUACAUUGUUUGUAUCUGAUCUUUUUAAAAGCCUUGUCACUUCAAUUUCUGAUAACUGUUUUAACCUGUCAUGUAUUAAUCGUAAUA